AUGGCGGUGCGUUGUCAGUUCGAAAACUCGUCCGAGAUUGGCGUCUUUGCACGCCUGACCAACGCAUACUGUCUCGUCGCCAUCGGUGGCAGUGCCAACUUCUACUCCACCUUCGAGGCCGAGCUCGCCGACGUCAUCCCGGUCGUACACUGCUCCAUUGCCGGUACACGUCUGGUGGGUCGUCUUACCGUCGGUAACCGUCACGGGUUGCUGGUGCCUUCGACUACGACGGAUCAGGAGCUGCAGCACUUGAGAAACUCUCUCCCGGAGUCGGUGGCCAUCCAGCGCGUCGAGGAGCGUCUGUCGGCACUCGGCAACGUCAUCGCCUGCAACGAUUACGUCGCACUAGUCCAUCCGGACCUCGACCGCGAAACCGAGGAGAUCAUCGCCGACGUGCUCAAGGUCGAAGUCUUCCGCCAAACCGUCGGCGACAACGUCCUCGUCGGCUCCUACUCGGCCAUCUCAAAUCAGGGCGCCCUCACGCAUCCACGAACCUCGCUUCAGGAUCAAGACGAACUCUCCUCCCUCCUCCAAGUGCCCCUGGUCGCAGGUACGGUCAACCGUGGUUCCGACUUGAUCGGCGCCGGUCUCGUCGUCAACGACUUUGCCGCCUUUUGCGGUACCGACGCCACCGCAACAGAGAUCAGCGUCAUCGAGUCCGUAUUCCGCCUCACCGGCGCAGGCAACGGCCAGGACACCGUCAACGAAUUGCGCGACGCCCUCGUCGACACCUACGCCUAG
Moesziomyces antarcticus is the source of this 741-nucleotide messenger RNA. RefSeq names its product eukaryotic translation initiation factor 6. The record is from RefSeq and is a predicted model, not a curated record. Gene Ontology annotation, molecular function: ribosomal large subunit binding. The transcript has a single exon. NCBI's taxonomy places the organism in Eukaryota, Fungi, Basidiomycota, Ustilaginomycetes, Ustilaginales, Ustilaginaceae. Gene Ontology annotation, cellular component: cytosol; preribosome, large subunit precursor; nucleolus. The coding region runs from base 1 to 741 and encodes 246 amino acids. Gene Ontology annotation, biological process: maturation of 5.8S rRNA; cytosolic ribosome assembly; maturation of LSU-rRNA.